AUGCAUGGGAUGUUUCAGGACUCAGUGGCCUUUGAGGAUGUGACUGUGAACUUCACCCUGGAGGAGUGGGCUCUUCUGAAUCCAUCCCAGAAGAAACUCUACAGAGAUGUGAUGCAGGAAACCCUCAGGAAUCUGGCCUCAAUAGAAGAAAAAUGGGAAGACCAUGACAAUGAAGAUCAGGAUGAAAAUUCUGGGACAAAUCUGAGACAUACAGUAGAAAGACUCUGUAAAAGAAAACAAGGUUGUCAAUGUGGAAAAACCUUCAGCCAGAUUCCAUAUCAUAAUCAGAAGAAGAAAAGUCCUACUGGAAUAAAACUACGUAAAUGCACUUUGUAUGGACAAGUCUUCAUGUAUCAUUCAUCCUUUAACAAGCACAUGAGAUCUCACAUUGGCCACAAACCAUAUGAGUAUCAGGAAUGUGAAGAGAAGCCUUAUAAAUGUAAGGAAUGUGGGAAAUCCUUCAAGCAUCGCCAAUCCAUUCGAAUGCAUGAAAGGACACACACUGGACAGAGGCCCUAUGAAUGUAAGCAAUGUGGGAAAGCUUUCAGUAGUCUCAGGUCCUUUCGAAUACACGAAAGGAUACACAGUGCCAAAAAGCCUAAGGAAUGUACAAAAUGUGGUAAAACCUUCAGUUAUUCAAGUAAUUUAUGUAAACAUGAGAGAAGUCAUAAUGGGGAGAAACCCUAUGAAUGUAAGGAAAAUGAGAAAGCCUUGCAUUCUUUCACCAAAUUUCGAAGAUACAUGAUCAAGCAAAAUGAAGAUGGAUUUUAUAAAUAUAAGGAGUGUGAGAAAGCCGUCAGUCACUAUGAUGUUCAAAAACAUGAAAGAACUCACACUGAAAUGAAACUCUAUGAAUGGAAACUCUAUGAAUGUGGGAAAGCCUUCACUUAUCCUUCAGGUGUUCAGUCACACGUGGUAAUCCACACUGGAGAUGGACCUUAUAAAGGGCAUCACAAACAUGAAAAAACACUGGAGAGAAACCCCAUCAAUGUAAAAAUUGUAGUAAAGCCCCCACCACAGUUCAACUUUGAAGACCCAGCAUAG
Neomonachus schauinslandi (Hawaiian monk seal) is the source of this 1044-nucleotide messenger RNA. Its product is annotated as zinc finger protein 564-like. The record is from RefSeq and is a predicted model, not a curated record. Gene Ontology annotation, molecular function: DNA-binding transcription factor activity, RNA polymerase II-specific; RNA polymerase II transcription regulatory region sequence-specific DNA binding. The coding region runs from base 1 to 1044 and encodes 347 amino acids. Gene Ontology annotation, cellular component: nucleus. Gene Ontology annotation, biological process: regulation of transcription by RNA polymerase II. The transcript has 5 exons. Lineage: Eukaryota; Metazoa; Chordata; Mammalia; Carnivora; Phocidae.